Messenger RNA from Puccinia graminis f. sp. tritici CRL 75-36-700-3, 1277 nucleotides. RefSeq lists its product as uncharacterized. The transcript has 3 exons. Bases 18 to 1277 code for a protein of 419 amino acids. The record is from RefSeq and is a predicted model, not a curated record. Lineage: Eukaryota; Fungi; Basidiomycota; Pucciniomycetes; Pucciniales; Pucciniaceae.
CGUAUAGGGCUAUCAAAAUGGAGCCUCUUCGCCAUUCAGAAGUCGUAAGAUUUCAGAAUGGAAGGACUAUGAUUGGAAAGUAUCUCGCUCUGGGUGAACACAAGCUUGACGCAACCCCUGGUCAAGCUUUAGAUUUGAAAGCCUUGGCCAAGACUCUUGAUGAGCGGUUCCCAUUCUUAGUAGGCAAAGAGAACGGCGCCCCAGGAAAUAUGUUCUCACAUGAAUCCUACCUGAAAUACCUCAAGCAAUAUCAGCUUAUGUUGGAUGAUGACAAUGCAGCUAAGAAGGGUUGGGCGUUUGAGGUACAAGCUGAAAAACUCGCUGAUCAUGACCAAACGGUGGCCGAGAUAUCCAAAUCCUUGAAAGAAAUGCAAGAACCAGGAAUCAAAGAAUCUUUCCAAAAACAAUCGGAUCAAAUUAUUACAAGGAUCUCCAAAGCCACGGGAGGCAAAAUCAAAAAUGCGGAUCUUGAAAGAUAUUUCUCAAAUAUAUUCAAAGUUGGAGAUUCCGAACGUCUGACCAACCUGGAGAAACUUGCUAGCGCCCGAGAAGUUCAGUUGGGGAAAAAACUCCCUACGGAUCCGAGAGUCAUGGCCCUAGAACAUGUAUUUCAAAAUCUACCUGCCAAUCUGGACCUGAAAGAGGUGAUAUUCCGUUAUGCCAUGAUUGAAGGAUUUGAAAACAUGAUGAAAGAUAUGCAUCUACUUCCAGAAUUAGAAAAAAGCCUUCAGGCCCAGGCCCAAACUAGAAUUGCAACUGUUCUCAAAAGCUCUUCACCAAAUUCCAAAGGUGAAUCCCUGUUUAAAAUUGCCGCUAGGGGAGAUCAAGAAUGGCUUGAAAAUGCUUUUAUGAAAUUCUAUGGAAUUACUACCAGCCCAAAGGAAGUGUUUUACAGGUUGCAGAAAUUGCCUCGAUUAGAAGAGAAAAUAAAUUACGCCAUCAAUAGAAAUUUUGAAUCACUAAAAUUUAUUAAGAACGAUGAAUUGGAACUCCUUCGACAAACAACUAGUCGUGAAAGCUUCAAUCAACAAAUGAGAUUAAUUGAAAUGAACAUCAAUAAACCGGAAAAUCCUGAAAGGGUUGCAAACUUACAAGCAUUGAAAAACCUUAGAAAAGAAUCUGUCAAAUCAUACAAGUUCAACAUCCCAUUUUUCCAGGAACUUAAGGAUAAAGGGAUUAUUAAUGAAGAAUGGGUUGUUUCAGCUAAAGGAAAUUUGAAACUGGACUGGAGAUGCAUCUUGAUAAGCUACCAGAAACAGCAAAAGAACAAAUAUUGA